Molecule: messenger RNA, 2304 nt
Organism: Exophiala aquamarina CBS 119918
Lineage: Eukaryota; Fungi; Ascomycota; Eurotiomycetes; Chaetothyriales; Herpotrichiellaceae
Exons: 2
Coding region: 1-2304 (767 amino acids)
Source: RefSeq, a predicted model, not a curated record
AUGGCCGAAACCAAUGGCAUAUCUUCAAACCACGAUGGCGACACCAUCGCAAUUGCAUCUUCCCACUUAGGCAAGCGAAAAAGAACCUUAUCCCCCGAGCCAACCACUCCCGCCGAAAAAUUACAAGACCCUUCGCUUCAUCAUACUCUUCAGAACGUCCUAUGUUUAUUCCGGAAACAUGACACUCGCCCAUCGCUUCUAAAGUGUCAUCUACCUUCUUCAAGCUCGGAGAGCCCCAGUGCUAAAAAGGCACGCCUUGCAGAUGUCGACAAGACAAACGACACUAUCGAGCACCGCAUCCUCACAGAUUCUUACACUUCGCUGGAAUCCUUGAUGGAGGAUGUCAAUACUGCCAGAAGUGCCCUCCUUGAUGGGUUCUCUCAUUCAAAUCUGAACGGACAGACUCCGACCGUAACAUCUUCCGAAGUCGAUCUCAAGGCGCAAUUAACCCAUCUCGUCAGCUUGGUCGGCGGCUACCUGAAAGAGCCUACAAAACUUCCUAACGGCCAUACGCCGAGCAACGCUGUAGAAGAAGUCAACGACCCCAUUCAGUCAAAUGCACGCACGGGCCAUGUUCUAUCCCUUCGAACGCAAACUAAUGGGCAGAUGCAACACUUGUUCUCGGGGUUGCAGGAGCGACGGACUACAGGAGAGAAUGAAGGGGGUGCAGGGGGUGACAUUGACGGGCUUGCCCUACCGAAUGGCUUUGAAUUAACCGCCUUUGCUGCCUUAAACGGAGGCACAAAAUCGCGGAAGCUGGGCCCUCGGUCUUUUGGUGAGGUUUUUGGCCUACCAACCGCCGCUCGAGCGAGACUAUUAGAAGAACCCCGACCAUCUCGAACUUCUACAACCUCCAACCAGUUGAAAUUCAUUCCGCACUCCGACAUUUUCGACCGCUCUCUAAACAUCAAGGGUGACUACAGGAAUGCGAGACUGCCCGCUGGCUCCUGGGUAUCAUACGGAGGGAACAAUUUUCAGACAAGUUCUCAAUCUGCUGGCAACGAUUUCAACUCAGGGUUGCUUGCCAACGAAUUGUUGCAGCCAGGUCUCACGGAUGAUGACGCACUAUUCCGCAGUGUCUAUUCUUCAUUCGCUCCAACCUCAGACAAUUCCGCAGCCCUUAUUUCGUCAGAGGACAUUAGCGAACGUUGGUGGCGAAAGUCGGGGUCUCGAAAGAUAUCGGCACUGUUUACUGCAACUGACGGUCAAGAAUUGGAUGAUGACUAUGAUACGACACAGGGGCUUGAAGAAUUUGACAACAUUCUUAAGAAUUGGGUGCCAGAUGAACAUGAGGCAUUUCCUGACGGCCCCUCAGAAGAGAACAAAGAUACCGAUGAGCUUCUGCAGGAAGUCUCUGAUCUCAUCCAAACAUUAAGCUCAUAUCAAGAAAACCGGAGCCUUGAUCCCCCAGGACGCGCACCCAAACCGUCAGGACAAGAGUUUGAUACCUUUGAAAUGCUACGGACUCAAAUUCGCCUUCUCGUGGAUGGCUUACCCCCUUUCGCGGUGGCAAAAUUGAAUGGCGGUCAGCUUGAAAAAUUGAACAUUUCCACUAACUUACUAACCAAAGCACCCGAAUAUGCUGGAACCGGACAACUUGAGGAGUAUGCAGCGAAUGGACAGCGAACCAGCGUAACAGCCACAUCAGCGGCGAAUCGACCUGGAGGAACAGUUCAAGUCCGUCCCAGUUACACACAACCUCAGACCACUACUCCCGCCUUCAAUGUUCAAGCCAGAACGUUCAAUUCCUCGGUACCUGCUACUGCACCUUAUGGUGUGAGAACUGCUCCAAAUUAUCAGACACCAACGGUAGCUCGGCCACCUUACUCCCAGACGCCGUAUCAGCCCCAGAACACGCCUUACAGCAGCACUCGAGCGACCAUUCAGCAGUAUCAACGUUCAUUGCAGAACGGUCUCGGCAAUUAUACAAACAGUCAGGUUCAAGCACAGACUCCAGGCCUUGGCCAGAGACCGACACAGCCGGGAUAUCAGCAGCGCGCACAGGAUAGUCCCAUGACGGCACUAGCACGGUCUGGAUCGCCACAGAAGCCAAUGGUGAUGUACACUCCUAGGGGUCUUACACAGAAUCCAUACCCCUAUCAGCGACCAAACCCAGGAACUCCACCGACGCCUAGCUAUGCACAAAUAGCUGGAAGUGUGACUGGCCGAUAUGACGGGAUUGCAGACCCGCCUAAGAGUGAAUUUGUCGGGGCAGGGGAAGGUCAAGGACCAACGAAAUCACAAUCGCCGGCCAUUGCAGCAGCAGCGAUGAGCCAGUCUCAAACGGUGGAGGUAUCCAGGUGA